AUGGCUUUUAGUGUUCAGAAACUAAGUCAAUUUAUGCAGAAACCAAAGAGUUUCCAUAUGGAAGUUGCACAAAGAGUAGUCAGAUAUGUGAAGGGGAAGCCUGGACAAGCAUGCCCUCUCACUAGGAAAUCAGUAGCUGGCUUCUUUAUCAAGUACGAUGACUCCUUAGUGUUCUGGAAGUCAAAGAAGCAAAAUACUAUCUCCGGGAGCCCUGUAGAAUCAGAGUACAAAAGCAUUGCAUCAACAGAGGCGGAGUUGAUUUGGAUACUUGGUUUGUUCAAGGAUAUUGGGGUAGCAGUUGAUCUUCCUGUGAACAUUCACACAGAUAGUAACAUAUAA
Molecule: messenger RNA, 339 nt
Organism: Nicotiana tabacum (common tobacco)
Lineage: Eukaryota; Viridiplantae; Streptophyta; Magnoliopsida; Solanales; Solanaceae
Source: RefSeq, a predicted model, not a curated record